GAGGAAGAUGCCAAAUGCCAUUUGCUACAAUAUUGGCGAUGGAAUUGGGACGAAGGCUGGCUGCGACUCGCUUGUGAAGUGACCGUCAUCGUGCUGGUCAUCUUUCAGAUUCUUCUCGACGUCCGUGAUAUCCGACGAAUCGGCAGAGCCAAAUGGUUUUCUGUACUGAGGGCGUUUCCAGCCAAACUCCUCUACAAAGUGUCGUUCAUAUUGGUUCUGUGCGAAAUUCCUAUUCGAUUUUCUUGCCACCUUCAUGACGCGUUUCUGGCCGCCGACAACUUCAUCGCUGCUAUCGCCGUUGUUCUCACGACGCUUCACUACCUUUACUACUGCAGGGCUGUACCAUUUAUCGGUCCUUUUGUACUCAUGGUCUAUACCAUUAUCGCAACGGAUCUUACCAGAUUUUUCUUGAUCUACUCCAUUUUUCUGGUAGGAUUUUCCCAAUCAUUCUACAUAAUUUUCACGGCUUGUGAACGUGCAUCGAAAGAAAUUGAGGCGAAAGGCGGAGACAGCGAGUUCCAGAACGUCAUUGAUAAUCCCUUGGAAGCUCUUCUAAGAACAUUUAUCAUGACAAUUGGCGAAUUUAUGACCAUUUAUAAGGAAAUGGCCUCAUGCGAUUCUGUGCUUAUGAACUUUAUCGGCAAGAUUAUCUUUCUCAUCUUUGAAAUCUUCGUCUCUAUCCUGCAGUUUAACCUGCUGAUCGCUAUGAUGACACGUACAUAUGAGACGAUUUUCGAGACAAAGAAGGAAUGGAAUCGACAGUGGGCCCAGGUGAUCCUGAUGUUAGAGCUAUCGCUCUCACCUAAAGAGAGGCUGAUGCACUUUCUCAAGUACUCACGUCCGACCGGAGUAAACAAGCGUAUAAGGAGCUAUGUGGUCAACCGCAAAAUCGGAGUCGGUGACGGUCUGUCACAGGACGAGGAAAUGAGGCUUCGUGAAGAAAAAGCUCAACACGUCCGUGACGAAAAGCGGCAGCUAAUGAAGAAGAAAAAU
This is a messenger RNA of Ostertagia ostertagi, 993 nucleotides long. The record is from the annotation of a GenBank genome assembly. Lineage: Eukaryota; Metazoa; Nematoda; Chromadorea; Rhabditida; Trichostrongylidae.